Messenger RNA from Umbelopsis ramanniana AG, 1057 nucleotides. RefSeq lists its product as uncharacterized. Lineage: Eukaryota; Fungi; Mucoromycota; Umbelopsidomycetes; Umbelopsidales; Umbelopsidaceae. The transcript is spliced from 4 exons. Bases 180 to 902 code for a protein of 240 amino acids. The record is from RefSeq and is a predicted model, not a curated record.
GUUGGAAACAAAGAAAAGAACCGUUUGUAUAAAAUAGAGUCAGGAUUGGUGAUACAUUCCAUACAUGUUGCUAUGUUUUCCUGGUGUCAACAAUGGAGCUGUCCAAACAGAUUAGUGGCCUAGCGGAGUAGUAACUUUUUCAAAACCCUCUCCUGCAGCCGUAGUGGGAAGGAUCUUUCAUGGAUGCCGAUCAAGAUCUAUUACAGCAUAAUCAACAUCACCUGUUGCAUAAGAUCUUGAGCGAUCUUUUGUCCGCCGACGAAGUAGCUCAGAGAAGGGUUUUGGACAAGUAUUAUCUUCCCAACGCCAAGCUUACUUCACCAUUGAUCUCUGUGGAAGGCAUUGAAAAUAUAAAAAGUAUCUUUAAACUACGGUCGACGCUCAGCGUCAAACCACCGACCAUUACGACCAAGAUAUUCGACUACUGGACGUGUGCAGUCCAUCUUACCAACUACAUUAAAAUACCCUUUAUACCUCUGGUAUUAAGCAUUCCUAGCUGGAUGAUACUGCACUUUCAGGAAACGGACCUGGAUAGCCGCUUGCUCAAAGUUUGCUGGCACGAAGACAGCUGGACAAUUGAAGGUAUCUUGCAGUCAUUGCCAAUAGUAUCUACGCUAUACUCUGGCAUCAUUCGAGCUACGAUUGGAAGGUUGUUUUCUGGUACUGGCAGGCUACUUCAGUCUGCCAGCGGUGGCGCCAUCAGUCACAGUUACGAUGUGCGACAGAGAAUUUCCCAUAGACCUCGUGGUGGUCUUUUUCGAACAAUUCUCAUUCGUUGGUCUGAUUUUCUUGAACGAGGCAAACUUUACAUCCCACGUCCCAUUGACCACCCUCGAUACAACCGUCGACACCGCAAAAACCAGCUACUCCUCUUGCAUUGUGAUCAAACUCUUAAGCUUUAAAUUAUGAUGGGUUAGCAAAUACCGACUCAUGUGGUUUUUAAUCUAGGUUAAUUCAAUGGUGUAUAUUUCAAUCUAUGUACUUUGUGCAUAAAAGUUGUUAUGGAGACUGAUGUAUCAGUAAAAAAAUAUCAGGAAUUGUAUUGAAACGUUAUGUU